CUCCCUACAUCCUGCUCUACUGGGUCAAGUCCCUCUUGGCCCGGCUCUUGCCCAUCGUUGGCUCUACUGGACCAACGGGUACCGCUGGCGAUCUUACUUCAUCGGUGCAGAGCCCUCUAGGAUCUCUUCAGAUGAAAAUGGCCUUGCCUGGGAAUCCUGCUCGUUCUAUCAUCAUCUAAUUAUGGGACAAAGCUGUGCCAGCAGGUCUGGGGGCAGGAGAACAGGGCUAAUCAAGCCCCCCCCAGAAACACUGGAGGACUUCCCAGCCUUUGAAGAACUCUAGCAGUUUCUGAAUCUAACCCAUUCUGGUGGUAAGCAUGAUGCAACUUCUCCGACUUUUGCUGGGGCUUUUGGGGCCAGGUGGCUACUUGUUCCCUUCAGGGGAUUGUCAGGAGGUGGCCACUCUCACUGUGAAAUACCAAGUGUCAGAGGAAGUGCCGUCUGGCACGGUGAUAGGGAAGCUGUCCCAGGCACUGGGCUGGGAGGAGAGGCAUAGGCAAGCGGGCGCUGCUUUCCAGGUCCUGCAGCUGCCUCAGGAGCUCCCCAUCCAGGUGGACUCUGAAGACGGCUUGCUCCGCACAGUGAGGCGGCUGGACCGAGAGCAGCUUUGCCGGCAGCGGGAUCCCUGCCUGGUUGCCUUUGACGUGCUUGCCAAAGGGGACUUGGCUCUGAUCCACGUGGAGAUCCAGGUGCUGGAUAUCAAUGAUCACCAGCCACAGUUUCCCAAAGGCAAGCAGGAGCUGGAAAUCUCUGAGAGUGCCUCUCUGAGCACCCGGAUCCCCCUGGACAGAGCUUUGGACCCGGACACUGGCCCCAACACCCUGCACUCCUAUUCCCUGUCACCCAGUGAGCACUUUGCCCUGGAUGUCAUCGUGGGGCCUGAUGAGACCAAACACGCGGAGCUGGUGGUGGUGAAGGAGCUGGACCGGGAAAUCCACUCGUUUUUUGAUCUGGUGUUAACUGCCUAUGACAGUGGGAGCCCCCCCAAGUCAGGCACCAGCCUGAUCAAAGUCAACGUCCUGGACUCCAAUGACAACAGCCCUGUGUUUGCUGAGAGCUCCCUGGCGCUAGAGAUCCAAGAAGAUGCUGCCCCUGGUACUCUCCUCAUAAACUUGACUGCCACAGACCCUGACCAAGGCCCCAACGGGGAGGUGGAGUUCUUCUUCAGCAAGCACGUGCCUCCAGAGGUGCUGGACACCUUCAGCAUCGAUGCCAAAACCGGCCAGGUGAUUCUGCGUCAACCCCUUGACUAUGAGAAGAAUCCUGCCUAUGAGGUGGAUGUCCAAGCCAGGGACCUGGGUCCCAAUCCCAUCCCAGCCCAUUGCAAAGUCCUCAUCAAGGUUCUGGAUGUCAAUGACAAUGCCCCAAGCAUCCACAUCACAUGGGCCUCCCAGCCGCUGCUAGUGUCAGAAGCUCUUCCCAAGGACAGUUUCAUUGCUCUCAUCAUGGCGAACGACUUGGACUCAGGAAACAAUGGUCUGGUCCACUGUUGGCUGAGCCAAGAGCUGGGCCACUUCCGGCUGAAAAGGACCAAUGGCAACACAUACAUGCUGCUAACCAACGCCACGCUGGACAGAGAGCAGUGGCCCAAAUAUAGCCUCACCCUGUUGGCCCAAGACCAAGGACCCCAGCCCUUAUCGGCCGAGAAACAGCUCAGCAUUCAGAUCAGUGAUGUCAACGACAAUGCACCUGUGUUUGAGAAGAGCAGGUAUGAGGUCUCCACUAGGGAAAACAACCUACCCUCUCUUCACCUCAUUACCAUCAAAGCUCAUGAUGCGGACUUGGGCGUUAAUGGACAAAUCUCAUACCGCAUCCAGGACUCCCCAGUUUCUCACUUGGUAGCCAUUGACUCAGACACAGGAGAGGUCAUUGCUCAGAGGUCACUGGACUAUGAAGAGAUGGCCAGCUUUGAGUUCCAUGUGGUCGCAGAGGACAGGGGACAGCCCCAGCUCUCAUCCAGCAUCUCUGUGUGGGUCAGCCUCCUGGAUGCCAACGAUAAUGCCCCAGAGGUGAUUCAUCCCCUACUCAGCGAUGGAAAAGCCAGCCUCUCAGUGCUGGUAAAUGGCUCCACAGGCCAUCUUCUGGUGCCCAUUGAUACUCCCAAUGCCCUGGGUCUGGCAGGCACUGACAUGGCACCACUGGCCACCCACAGCUCCCAGCCAUUCCUUUUGGUGACCAUUGUAGCGAGAGAUGCAGACUCAGGGGCAAAUGGAGAGGUGUUCUACAGCAUUCGGAGUGGGAAUGAAGCCCGCCUCUUUGUCCUCAGCCCCCACCUGGGGCAGCUGUUCAUCAACAUCACCAAUGCCAGCAGCCUCAUUGGGAGGGAGUGGGAGCUGGAGAUAGUGGUAGAAGACUGUGGCAGCCCCUCCUUGCAGACCCAAGCCCUGUUGAGGAUCUUGUUUGUCACCAGUGUCGACCACCUGAAGGACUCCGCCCGUGCUCCUGGGGCCCUCAGCACAUCAGUGCUGACGGUGAUUUGCCUGGUCGUCCUGCUGGCCAUCUUUGGGUUGAUCUUGGCUCUGAUCAUGUCCAUAUGCCGGACAGAGAAGAGGGACAACAGGGCCUAUAACUGUAGGGAGGCUGAAUCCACCUACCGCAACCAGCCCAAGAGACCCCAGAAACACAUUCAGAAGGCAGACAUCCACCUCGUGCCUGUGCUCAGAGGCCAGGUGGACGAGCCUGGUGAAGUGGGGCAGCCCCUCAAGGAUGUGAGCAAGGAAGCGAUGAUGGAAGCAGGCUGGGACCCCUGCCUGCAGGCCCCCUUUCACCUCACACCCACCCUGUACAGGACCCUUCGUAACCAAGGCAACCAGGGAGCCCUGGCUGAGAGCCGAGAGGUACUGCAGGACACAGUCAACCUCCUUUUCAACCAUCCCAGGCAGAGGAACGCGUCCCGGGAGAACCUGAACCUUCCUGAGCCCCAGCCUGCACUGGGCCAGGCCCGCUCGAGGCCCCUGAAGGUGGCAGGCAGCCCCACAGGGAAGCCUCCUGGAGACCAGGGCAGCGAGGAAGCCCCGUUGAGCUCACCAGCCUCCUCUGCAACCCUGAGGCGGCAGCGGAAUCUCAAUGGCAAAGUGGCCGCUGAAAAAGAAUCAGGCCCCCGUCAGAUCCUGCGGAGCCUGGUCCGGCUGUCCGUGGCUGCCUUCGCGGAGCGGAACCCUAUAGAGGAGCUCACUGUGGAUUCAUCUCCUGUUCAGCAAAUCUCCCAGCUGCUGUCCUUGCUGCAUCAGGGCCAAUUCCAGCCCAAACCAAACCACCGGGGAAAUAAAUACUCGGCCAAGCCCUGCGGAGGCAGGAGUGUAAUCCCAGACACAGAUGGCCCCGGUGCCAGGGCUGGUGGCCAGGCAGAACCAGACCAGGAAGAAGGACCCUUGGACCUUGAAGAGGACCUCUCUGUGAAGCAGCUGCUAGAAGAAGAGCUGUCAAGCCUGCUGGACCCCCACAAAGGCCUGGCCCUGGACCGACUAAGCGCCCCAGACCCGGCCUGGAUGGCGAGGCUCUCUUUGCCCCUUGCCACCAACUACCGUGACAACGUGUUCUCCCCGGACACUGCGGCCUUGGAGGAGCCGAGGACCUUCCAGACGUUCGGCAAGGGGUCGGGGCCAGAGCUGAGCCCGACAGGCACACGGCUGGCCAGCACCUUCCUCUCGGAGAUGAGCUCGCUGUUGGAGAUGCUGCUGGAGCCGCGGGCCAGUGUGCCCGUGGAGGCUGCCUCCGAGGUGCUGCGGCGGCUCUCGGUCUGCGGGAGGACCCUCAGUCUAGACCUGGCCACCAGUGGGGCCACAGGCACGGACGUCCAGGGGAACCCAGGUGGAAAGAAGGGGACCGAGGGCAGGACCAGGACCAGCAGCAGCAACAGCAGGGGCCUUUGGAUCCAGGAACCAGGGGCCCCGGGAGAUGUUAGGGAGUCCCGGCCCUGAGGGCCCUCGGACAUGUUCUGGUUUCUAAUAUUGUUGAACUCACUGAGCAGAAGUGGCUCGAGAACUUUAGGGUGACUGAUGUUGUCCCACGGAGGGGACAGGAGCCCAAGGACUAACAGCUGGCUGACCAAAGCAGACCCUUGUUAGGAGCUGGCUCUGCCUCUGAAUUUCCUGGAGGAUGGAGAGUGAGUGGCUGAGAUAAGUGUUUGCUGGCAAAACACAGGUAGAGCACAGAGGGCUGGUCCUCGGGCGGAACAGGUGCCACGGAGUGUCUGUCAUGAGCAGGAAAGAAUAGCCUUGUUGCAUCCUGGAGGGUAGGGGGCUGCAUCCUGGGGUGCCAGGCAAAGCUCUCUGACCUUCUAAUAAAGGAAAAGCAGUGGCUUGUUUGCCUGUUUACACCCCUCAGGAGGGAUGAAUAACAGAGUAAUAGUUCUUUGUCCUCCAGUCUGUCAAGUGGGUCAGGCUGGGCCUGGACAGGAACGGGGCACGUUUGGUGCAGUGUUAGGUACGCAACGAAGGACAUGUGUACUCUUGACCCCACUCCUCUAGUGCUGCAUUAUCAAAUAAUCCGCUUCUCAGCUGGAAAAUUAGGGCUACGAAAAGCAUGACUAUUUAUAGAGCAUUUACAUGAGCCAGGCACCAGGCUUACAAUAGAAUUUAAUUAAUAAUUUCUCAACAACUCUGAGAGGGAGGUGUUAUUAUCCCCAUCUCACAGACAAGGAUAUGAGCCGUGGAGAGGCUGGUGUCUUGCCCAAGAUCAAGCAGAGAGCAGAGGCAGUGCUAGAACUCAGAGCCACGUUUGUCCAACACCAAAACCCAUGCCCUUGACCUUGACACUACACUGCCAGCCACGAAAAGGAACGGAAAAGCCCCCAGAGGUGAGCUCUUGUCGGUAGCGGACUUGCCUGAGCUCCCCUCCAGAAACAUGGCUGAAGCGUAUUUCCAAAGCCGCGCAGGCCUGCACGUCUAACCACCAAGCCCAAAGUGAAGGGGAUUGAUCUGCCCUGACGCAGGCCUGGGUCUCUGCAGAAUCCUGUCCUUUCCCAGGGAGCAGCCCUUCAGAAACCACCACUCGUAGGGAAAUCUUUGUCACAGCAGGUUUGGGCCUGUGAAUUCAGGCACGGGAGGAGAGUGUGUGAACCGGCUCCAUGAAAUCGAUAGUGACAGCAGCAAACCUUCCAGGGGAGGAGGGAGUGAAGAAACAGCAAAUAUCUUCCUAAGGCUCAGCCUUAUCAUUCUCUUGGAAAUUUCCAAGCUAUCAUUCAGCUAGCUUCUCCAUAGCGUGGGGAUUUCCUGGACACUGAAGGCAAAAAUUCCUCCUUUUUCCUCCUUUGGAGCUCAGUGCUCAUGUUCACUGUCCUUCAUCCUCCUAACUAGGGCUAAUGAUGCCAAGCGUACUUAGAAUACAGUGUGGCAUCAGUAUUCCAUUGUCCUAUUUUACAGAUGAGGAAACUGAGCCCCAAAAGCUAAGUGUUUCAGGAGCCGGGUCUCUGAUCACCUCAGCCAAGACAAAGUGAUCUCCUUACAAGAUCUCCUUACAGUCUGACCAGCCAGGUGCCUGGCACAAAGCAACAUAUGAUGAAUACCCACUGAA
This is a messenger RNA of Myotis myotis, 5514 nucleotides long. RefSeq names its product protocadherin 12 (gene PCDH12). The record is from RefSeq and is a predicted model, not a curated record. The transcript has 4 exons. Gene Ontology annotation, biological process: homophilic cell-cell adhesion. Bases 318 to 3920 code for a protein of 1200 amino acids. Gene Ontology annotation, molecular function: calcium ion binding. Gene Ontology annotation, cellular component: plasma membrane. Lineage: Eukaryota; Metazoa; Chordata; Mammalia; Chiroptera; Vespertilionidae.